GACUUUAAGUACACAUUAAGUGGCAUUAAGUAAAGUAUAUAAACGGGGCUCUUUCUAGACCUUCACAAAAACUUCCUCUGAGAAUCUAAAGGCGACGAUCGGAAAAUCAAGGUUAAUUUCAGGUUCAUCAUGGCAAUGCUGAGAAGUGUAAUUCUUCUUUUCUUUAUCUUCUCCAUGGGGAACGCGGACGUUAAUUUAGUUGAAAGAUGCCCCUAUGGAUGGACAAAUUUUGGACUGCAGUGCUACAAGUACUUCUCUCAGUCGGUGACCUGGAUCACAGCAGAGAAAAACUGUCAAGCUCUCGGUGGAAAUCUCGUAUCUGUUCAUAGUAAAGCGGAAAAUGAUUUCGUGCUGAGUCUGGUGCCUUCUUCUUCCACCCGAUUUUGGGCUGGUGCUCAUGAUGGUGAACAAGAAGGACAGUGGUUUUGGAGUGAUGGAAGUGUGAGUGGUGACUUUAUCAACUGGUGCUCUGCAGAACCCAAUAACGCUGGUGGAUCUGAGAACUGUCUGGAGCUCAGCUAUAGCUCUAACCGUUGCUGGAACGAUUUGUCCUGUUCAUUCACACUGAGCUAUGUGUGUAUUAUAGAGAUAUGAGAUCAUAUGCAGUCAUCCUGCUCCAGAUAUACUUUGAUUGAUUGUGCUAUACACGUUUACUUUUUCUGAUCUUACAUUUACAAAAAUGUUCUUCUAAAAUCAAAUCUCUUCUAAACAUUCAUCUCUUCUCAAUAUUUUCUCUGUAACACUCCUCAAAUUAAUAAAAGCAUUGAUAAAGCAAAUCA
Molecule: messenger RNA, 779 nt
Organism: Pimephales promelas (fathead minnow)
Lineage: Eukaryota; Metazoa; Chordata; Actinopteri; Cypriniformes; Leuciscidae
Product: ladderlectin
Source: RefSeq, a predicted model, not a curated record